UCUUGACAAUCGUCCAUUUUGUAAUUUCGUCAUCGAAAAUCGAGGAACGCGCUCCCUCUUUCGAGUUCGCGCCUAGCUUGUGUAUUGCCUCUGCGUGGUUUUGUUUGUAAUUUACAAAUACUGGCAAUAAUUUCGAUUAAAAAUGAGUUACGGUGGUAGAGCACCACCUCGCAUCGAAGGAAUGAUUUCCUUAAAGGUAGAUAACCUAACCUACCGAACGUCGGUUGAAGAUCUAAGAAGAGCAUUUGAACGAUGUGGUGAAGUCGGAGAUAUUUAUAUUCCGAGAGAUCGUUUUACGAGGGAAAGCAGAGGAUUCGCAUUUGUUAGGUUCUAUGACAAGAGGGAUGCUGAAGAUGCGCUAGACGCCAUGGACGGACGUAUGUUAGAUGGAAGGGAACUCAGAGUCCAGAUGGCUCGCUACGGAAGGCCUUCAUCGCCUCAACGAAGAUAUCGUGGAAGGAGAAGGGGUGGCAGGAGAAGUAGGUCAAGGUCUCGCAACCGAAAGUCACCUAGCAGAAGUCGCUCUCGAUCAGACAGCAAAAGUUCCAGGGGUCGAUCCAGGUCUCCAGCUUCCAAGGACGGAAAAGGGCGUUCGAAGUCUAUGAGCAAGUCUCGUUCGAGGUCUAGGUCUUAGGUGAUGAUUCCUGAGGCAGUGCAGUUAAAUAGGCUCCUGUUCUGUUCUCUAAAGGUAUUUAUCAGAAAAUUGACCUAACGAAACAAACCCUUUGCUUCAUUUAUUUCCGUGUUUAAAUGUUUUACGAAUAAGAUUAGGACAAAUUGUCUUUUCGUAAUUUACCUUUUACGGAUCUAAUCAGUUCACCAUGGAUUAUCAACUCAAUAGGUUAGUUUUUAUUCAGAUGCCAAGUUUUUUCAACUUUGACAAUUGCACAUGUUUUUAUUGAAUUAAUUGAAUGUGUUUAUUUGUUGAAGAUUUUUGCGUAGAAUCAUUAGGUUAAGACAUGUUUAAUUUUUGGGGAUCAUAAAAUAGUUCUUAGAGGAUUUGUAGCUGGAUAAAUGUUUAUCUGAUGUAAUUUUUUUCUGAUAAAUGUGUCUUUUAAAUCGUU
This is a messenger RNA of Leptinotarsa decemlineata (Colorado potato beetle), 1064 nucleotides long. Its product is annotated as serine/arginine-rich splicing factor 2. Gene Ontology annotation, molecular function: RNA binding. NCBI's taxonomy places the organism in Eukaryota, Metazoa, Arthropoda, Insecta, Coleoptera, Chrysomelidae. The record is from RefSeq and is a predicted model, not a curated record.